Clupea harengus (Atlantic herring) is the source of this 2549-nucleotide messenger RNA. RefSeq names its product solute carrier family 6 member 19b (gene slc6a19b). Gene Ontology annotation, cellular component: plasma membrane; apical plasma membrane; brush border membrane. Gene Ontology annotation, biological process: neutral amino acid transport; sodium ion transmembrane transport; nitrogen compound transport. Gene Ontology annotation, molecular function: neutral L-amino acid transmembrane transporter activity. NCBI's taxonomy places the organism in Eukaryota, Metazoa, Chordata, Actinopteri, Clupeiformes, Clupeidae. The record is from RefSeq and is a predicted model, not a curated record.
GCUGCAGCCCAAGGUUGAGACGGUGCUGGAGUGCACUAUAAAUACUGUCCUUUGCUCCCGUCAUCUCAUCUCCCUCGUGUUAGAGUUACAAGUGCACAACAUACAGAGCAACUACUGUGACAGCCACCCGUCGGUACCGCCACCGAUCUUCCGCUCGCGGUACACGAGGCCAUCUGCACGGACACUAAGGAGCCCAGAGGAGACGACGGACUCAGGGAUGAAGCUUCAGCUCCCCAACCCAGGCCUGGAGGACAGGAUCCUGAGCCAUGAGCAACUUGAGAGGCUGGAGGUGGAGGAGGCCGGGGACAGGCCCAAAUGGGACAACAAAACCCAGUACAUGCUGACCUGCGUGGGCUUCUGUGUGGGGCUGGGCAACGUCUGGCGCUUCCCCUACCUCUGCCAGAGCCAUGGAGGAGGGGCCUUUAUGAUCCCUUUCCUGAUCCUGCUGGUCCUCGAGGGGGUCCCCCUACUGCACCUGGAAUUUGCCAUUGGCCAGCGGCUGAGGAAAGGCAGCUUGGGGUGCUGGAGGACAGUACACCCCUACUUGCUUGGAGUUGGCCUGGCAUCCAUGUGUGUGUCUCUCCUGAUCAGUCUGUACUAUAACACCAUCAUUGCCUGGAUCCUGUGGUAUUUCUUCAACUCGUUUCAGGAGCCUCUGCCAUGGAGCCAAUGUCCUGUUAAUGCAAACAAUACAGGCCUGGUGUCCGAGUGCGAGAGGAGCUCUCCUGUGGAUUACUUCUGGUAUCGGCAGACGCUCAACACCACUUCUGUCAUUGAUGACACGGGGGGCCUGCAGUGGUGGAUGGCGUUGUGUCUGGUGAGCGCCUGGGCUGUGCUCUACGUCUGCUGCAUCCGGGGCAUUGAAACCACAGGGAAGGCAGUGUACGUCACCUCAACACUCCCCUAUGUCGUACUCACCAUCUUUCUGAUCCGAGGGCUCACUCUAAAAGGUUCUGUGGAUGGAAUUAAGUUUCUCUUCACACCGGAUUUGAAUGAAUUAGCAAACCCCUCCACUUGGCUGGACGCAGGUGCUCAGGUGUUCUACUCUUUCUCUUUAGCCUUCGGGGGGCUCAUCUCCUUCUCCAGCUAUAAUUCAGUGCAUAACAACUGUGAGCAGGACGCAGUGAUCAUCUCCAUAAUCAACGCUUUCACAUCAAUCUACGCGGCUACUGUCAUUUAUUGCAUCAUCGGCUUCAGAGCAACAGAGAGAUUUGAUGACUGUUUAAGUGGGAACAUUCUUGCUCUAAUGAACGCCUUUGAUCUUCCUGAGGGGAAUGUCACCACGGACAACUAUGAUCAGGUUGUGACGAUGUUCAAUAGCACAAGUCCAGAUGUCAUCCAAACACUCCACCUUAAAACCUGUAAUCUGAACACUUUCCUGAGUGAGGGAGUCGAAGGGACGGGUUUGGCCUUCAUUGUGUUCACCGAGGCCAUCACAAAGAUGCCAUUGUCUCCUCUGUGGUCCGUCCUGUUCUUCAUCAUGCUCUUCUGCCUCGGCUUGUCCUCCAUGUUCGGCAACAUUGAGGGAGUGUUAGUUCCGCUUCAGGAUCUCAAUGUUUUUCCCAAGAAAUGGCCCAAAGAGGCUAUCACAGGCCUAACCUGUCUCGUCUGCUGCCUGGUGGGCCUCAUAUUUGUCCAAGGGUCAGGAAAUUACUGGCUUGCCCUCUUUGACAGCUUUGCGGGGUCCAUUCCUUUGCUCAUAAUUGCCUUCUGUGAGAUGGUCGGCGUGGUGUACAUAUACGGCAUUGACAGGUUCAAUGACGACCUGGUGUUCAUGAUCGGCCACAAGCCCAACAUCUUCUGGCAAGUCACGUGGCGAUUCAUCAGCCCCCUCAUCAUGCUGCUGAUCUUCGUCUUCUACUUUGUCACCACCGUCACCAAGGAGCUCUCCUACAUCGCCUGGGAUCCAGACUCUGAUAACUUCCCCACUCUGGAGGAGAAGCCAUACCCAGGGUGGAUCUAUGCCAUCAUAUUCAUCUUGGCUGGCAUCCCUAGUCUUUGUGUGCCAGGCGCUGCUAUUUAUAAGAUGAUACAAAACCACUGUUGCAAGAAGGAAAAUGAAGACAAAACACAAAUGGUCAACAGCGUUUCUUUCCAGAUGCAGGAUGACGUGUCAAAGGCAAACUCAUGAAAGACUUAGUGAAUACCUCCAGAAAUAUUGUCAUUUCAAUUUAUAUUUACAAGUCUGAUCUCUAUGUUCACAGAGAAAUGUAUUAGCAUUGGAGCACUUUGCUAUAUUUUUUAUUUUAUCCCUAUGCAGUUUCUUUUGAUAUCAGAAUGUUUGUACUGUUAAUGUAUGGAUGUAUCAUAUCUGAUAUAAUUGAUCACUCAUAAAAUGACAAAAUGACAGAUCCAAAAAGAUUUGUUUUGGAUGGUACAGCCACCAUUUUCCUUUUACAUUUUUCCUUUCAUCUAUAUGUAACCUAUACCAGACUGAAGCUUGGCUAAGAAUCAGAAUUAGCUAGGACAAGGGUGUCGUGGACCCGGUAUUCCCCACUAUGGGUUAUUCAAUUAAAUGAAUGAGGAAAGGAGGCGGCGUAUGAAAAUAA